This is a messenger RNA of Klebsormidium nitens, 1788 nucleotides long. Lineage: Eukaryota; Viridiplantae; Streptophyta; Klebsormidiophyceae; Klebsormidiales; Klebsormidiaceae. The record is from the annotation of a GenBank genome assembly.
CAGGGCAGUGUGCUCAGUUGGUUGUUGCAUAGUUUUCGAGCUUAUUGAGAUUGCUUCCUGCCCGUCUUCCCGCUGCGUGUCAGGCAAAGCAGUUGUCAUUGAUUUCAAUGUGCGCACAAGCCUCCUUCAGGAACACACCAGAUUGCCAUUCAGGCCAUUGGUGUGUUAAGCUGUUGCGGGUUGAGCCCGGCGCUUGAGCUCUGGCGCGAUGGCGAGUGCAGCCAAGGAUGGGCCGGUGGAAGCCUUCCUCGACCUUGUCAGGAAAGAGAAGUUCCGAGAAGCAGCGGAGGAGUUUGUGAAGCUAGUGAAAGACCUGAGGUGCUCAAAACUGACGCUUGAGAAGGAACAGGACUUCCGGUUGCAUAUCAAUAAGGCGUUCAAGAGGCUCUCGAAGUUUGUGCAAAGUAAAGAGGCUGUCCGUGGACUGCUCUCCAUUCUUGAGCGAAGCCCUCCUCAUGGCGCGGUGGUGAUGGAAGCUCUUUCCUCAAUCCUGACCUCGUCCCUUGGACAUCAGGUGGCAUCCUGUGAGACUGCCGCUUCCGCUUUCUGGCAUUAUGGGGAGUGGCUGUUUGCCCCUCUGAUGUCCCCGCCCUAUCAGCCAAGGCAUGGGCAAGAGGAGUACACCUUCAAGCACGUGUCCGACCACCUUCUCAACUUGGCGAAGUUGAUGCAAGAUGGCCCCCCGAGCUUCGUCAAAGGAGCCUUGCAGCAGCGGCUCCUCCAACAAGUCAUCGCCUGCUUUCCAUGGGGCCAACAGCUGUCGGCGCUCAAGUACCGGGGCCAACUUGGUCCCCUCGCUUGGCUUGCUCACAUGCUCGCGCUGUUGGUCGGCGAGUUUCUAAACAAGGGGGAGCGCUCGGAGGUUCCACUGGGCAAGUUGGGGUUGCAGGCCUUGGUUCCUUGGUUAGUUGCCUUCUUUGAUGAGUUGCGGUGCAUGGCUGAGCUCGCAGCCAAGGAUGGGCCCUGGGGUCAAGAAGGUGUGCAGCAUGCGGAGGUCUCGGCACAGAUUCUCUUCCACCAUCUGCACGAGAUGACAAUCUUGAACGAGAUCAUGCGAACUCCUCAGGGCCCUAGCUUCGAAGCAGCCGCACGGAAGUUGCUCUCGUGUAUUUCUAGUCCGGAUGCGAAGUUGCAAGGAGGUGCGCUGGUGAGCAACAUCCACUACCUGAGGGUCCAAAGAGGGGCUCCGACCAAGGACACGCUCAAGGACUUCGAGGGUGUUCAAGGGCUGCUGCAAAGGGUUCAACAAACCUCGGGAUCUGCCCGGAGUGAGGCGCUUUGGCAACUUCUCUCGGCAAUCAACGGAGGAACAGUGCCUGCCCUUCAAAACCUGAUGUUGCACUGUGAGGUCGUUUCGUGCCUCACUCAAGUGUUCCAAGCGGAGUUAGAGGCGACUUUGGAAGUAGAGACCGUGGAGAUUAACCGGCUAGCAAGCAUAUUGGAGUUGCUCUCUUUGUUCACGGGGCUUGUGGACAUGAGCGACUCAGGUUCACUUCGAGGUCGACUUUGACGCAGUGGGUGCUUGCCUUCUUGACAACGCCGAUCGUGCUUUGCAACGGCUUGGGCAGAAUACGAGGUACUUCUGGGAGGUUCUCGUUUUGUCCUACAAUUCGGGCAACGUGCUACAAGAGAGAAGGAGCGAGCUGAUCAGGGUGGUCGUGCGGGGGCUUGACUCGGAUGCUCCGGAGCGGUGGGCCGGUGUCUUGGGCUGGCACUUUCUGACUGUGCUCACGGGCAUCGUUCCAAGCUUGAGAGGCUCAGGUUUUGGCGUGCAGACUAGAGAAGCGG